AUAUUCACCAGCAACCAUUUCUUUAUUCUUCAUCUUAGUAAGUAGUACCUCCAUUUUAUUCAUUCUCUCUCUCCCUCGUGAGAAAGUUUGAAACUUUGUGAUCAAACCAAUGGCUUCAGAGGCUGACGUUUCAGAGUUUUCUUCCUUCUUUGAGAGGAUGGCGAGGAGCAGGGACUUGUCUCUGCUCUUACCUUUCAUCUUCGGUCUCUCAAACGGCGUCGUUCAAAGCCAAGACUCGCAAGAUGAAGAUCAAGAAAACGACAGUAGACCAACUUCUGGUGGUGACAGAGUCAUUCUGAUCAACCCCUUUACUCAAGGCAUGGUGGUGAUCGACGGGGUUUCGAGUUUGGAUUUUCUUCUGCGGGAAUUGGGUAACAAGGAUGGUCAUCCACCGGCCUCAAAGGCGUCCAUAGAGGCUAUGCCAAGUGUCGAGGUUUCUGAUGAUGGUGGUGGUGAGUGUGUGAUUUGCUUGGAGGAGUUUCAACUUGGUGGGGUGGCUAAAGAGAUGCCUUGUAAGCAUAGAUUUCAUGGAGAUUGUGUAGAGAAGUGGUUGAAGCUGCAUGGGUCUUGCCCUGUCUGCAGGUUUAAGAUGCCUGUUGAGCAGGAAGAGACGGGGAAGAAGAGAGAUGAAGAAGAAGGUGGUAGAGAUGGGAGAAGGAGAGCUGAGAGAGAGAUUUGGGUUAGUUUCUCUUUCAACAGUAGUAGGAGUAGUGAAAAUUCUUCAAACCAAACACCUUCAAACGAUUCUAUUGUUGAGGGUUCUGAUUCUUCCUCCAGUCCAGUUGUUGAUCAUGAAUAAAACUCAGGGUUAGAAAUUUUUUGUUGAAAGAUUUUUGUUUCUCUUCUUUUUUUCUUUCGUUGUAUAGUGGAAGCAUUUUUACAGUGUUAAAUUUAGUUGAAGAAUUGAAUGAAUGCUACUCUUUGUUUUUUUUA
Molecule: messenger RNA, 933 nt
Organism: Humulus lupulus (European hop)
Lineage: Eukaryota; Viridiplantae; Streptophyta; Magnoliopsida; Rosales; Cannabaceae
Product: E3 ubiquitin-protein ligase MPSR1
Exons: 1
Coding region: 110-799 (229 amino acids)
Biological process (GO): protein ubiquitination
Cellular component (GO): cytoplasm
Molecular function (GO): ubiquitin protein ligase activity
Source: RefSeq, a predicted model, not a curated record